UCUGGAUAGGCGCUUCAAUCGCAGCGCAUAUCGAACUUGACGUUCGUUUUCGUGUGUGUGCCGUGUGUACUCUCUGCACGAUGAGCAAGUUCAUUUUGAUUAGGUGGGUCCUCGACAACGCGCUGGAUGUCUGCCCGCUCUCGGCCUUGGAAAGCAAGGAGAUCCGUGAACGUCUCACGAACGACGCGGACGCCAUCGGACCUUUGCGCGGGUCCCGCGUGGAUGUCAACAGAUGGGAAGAGCCCGAGGAGGCGAUUAUCAUCGACGCCGGGUUGAAAGAGAUGAUGAGGAAGAGAAGGCAGUGGCUUGCAUCGGAAGCCGCUUCGGAAUCCCAAGCCAACCCGCAAAAUGCCCUUUGCUGCCAGCACCAAGAGGAGGCUAGAGAACUACGGGAAGCAAAACAGAGGCUCGAGGAAGACAACGAAAGGCUCACGGAGCUGCUGCAGUCGUCGAAGGAGAGGCUGAAGAAAGCGGAGGAAAUGUUAGAUUGCUGCGACAUGGCCAAAGACCUUAGAAGAGGACUGAAACGCUUGCGGGAGAUAGAAUGCAGUCAGUCACCAGCCAAAGUGAGCCAUGCGACACUGGUUGACAUCGGGAACAAUGUGCUCGUCAACGAGGCGGCCCUCGUGCGGGCGAGGGAGAAGGACAAAGGAGCAGGCUCCUUCGCACGGGCACUGCUCGGCUUGGUGUUUAGCGACGAGGAGCUGACAGGGAGGUCCCUCACUGGCAGAAAGUCGAAUGCCCACAAAGACGCCGCGGCCAAGGAGGCCUUGGACCCCGUUCGUCUCAACGCCAUCAUCGCUCACACGAUCAGGGAGUAUGGCGACGUUGAGAAGCAAGUGAAGGCAAGUCUGUCGUCCUUCCUGUCCAGGGGCCACUAACGCCAACUUGGCUUUUUCAGAAAGCGAGCAGUCAAGCCCGAACGAUCGUCUCUAUGUGUCAUAAAUGCUGACGCACAUUUUCCUGUCGGCACCAGUCAUCAACACUGUAAUAAAGUUCCCAUUCUUGUCUCAUGAA
Molecule: messenger RNA, 1017 nt
Organism: Ixodes scapularis (black-legged tick)
Lineage: Eukaryota; Metazoa; Arthropoda; Arachnida; Ixodida; Ixodidae
Exons: 7
Coding region: 81-881 (266 amino acids)
Molecular function (GO): DNA binding
Source: RefSeq, a predicted model, not a curated record